GUGACCACGGGGGCACGGGCCUACUGUUUGUUCAGCCAGAGAGGCACAGAAGAAAAAUGGCGGCUCCAGGCGAACCAAAACGGGACGCCGGGCUAAUAUUUUGAGCUUUCGCACCAGAAAAAACGCGGGGGGCACCCGGGGUUGGAUGCUCGCCGUCACCCGCGACCCCUCCUGCACCGCGGGGCUACCGCUCCGUCUCGCUUCGCCGUCGCCUAAGCGAACGCAAUCAUUGGGAUUGUAAAAUAAUAGACUUCGCCUAUCAUGAGAGGCAAAAGGGGCAGGCCGCCCAAACCGCUACCAGCCGAGGAGCCCUCUCCAGCGGCGGCCACCGUUCGGGGCUUGCGGCCGAGGAGGAAUAUCAAGCCCAGGGCUCGGGACAGCGGGGACGAGGACGUCGAGAGUCCGGUUCGGGAAGCGGCCACGCCGAGCAGAAAAAGGAAACGCGGAUCUGCCUUAUCGACGCGGGGAAGGGGACGAGGCAGAGGCGGCAGAGGAAGGCGAGGGGGUCGCGGAGGAAGGAGGGCGCCCGUCUACAAAACCGUGGUGUACGACGACCAUGAGAGCGACGAGGAGGAGGACGCCGUCAGCCUCCGGUCGGAGGAGGAAGAGCCGGUCGAGGAGGACCCUCAGUCCGAGGAGGACGAGGCCCUCAAAGCGGACUCGGACUGUCUCGAUGAUGUGCUGGACGACGAGGAGGAGGUGGAGGAGGAUGCUAGCGACUGCACGGAGAGUAGCUUUCGGAGUCAGAGCACACACGCCAGCACUCCGGGGAGAAAAAAGCCCCAUGCCCCCCGACCUCGCACCCCCAUUCUGGAGGAGAAGAACAUUCCCCCUCUUGAGCUACCCGAUUCUUCAGAGGACCUCCUGGUGCCUGGUGAAGAACUGCUUAAUGCCACCUCCAUCUACGAGGUGCUUCGGAACUUCAGCACGGUGCUGCGCCUGUCCCCCUUCCGCUUUGAGGACUUCUGCGCAGCGCUGAUCGGCCAGGAACAGUGCACUUUAAUAGCGGAGAUCCACAUUUGUCUCUUGAAGGCCAUCCUACGUGAGGAGGACUCCUCCAACACGACCUUUGGGCCUGCCGACCUCAAGGACAGCGUCAACUCCACCCUGUACUUCAUCGACGGCAUGACGUGGGCCGAGGUGCUGCGUGCGUACUGUGAAAGUGACCGAGAGUACCAUCACGUCCUUCCGUAUCAGGAAGUGGAUGACUAUCCCUACGGUUCGGUGGAAAAUAAGAUCAAGGUGCUUCAGUUCUUGGUGAACCAGUUUCUCACCACCAACAUUGCACGCGAGGAGCUGAUGUCUGAUGGCGUCAUGCAGUAUGACGACCACUGCCGCGUCUGUCACCGGCUGGGCGACCUCCUCUGUUGUGAGACCUGCCAAGCGGUUUACCACUUGGAGUGUGUGAAACCUCCUCUGGAGGAGGUCCCGGAGGACGAGUGGCAGUGUGAGAUUUGUGUGGCGCAUCAGGUACCCGGAGUUACGGACUGCGUGACGGAGGCGCAGAAGAACAGGCCCUACAUACGCCAGGAGCCCAUCGGAUACGACCGCCAUCAGAGGAAGUACUGGUUCCUGAGCAGAAGGAUUAUUGUUGAGGAGGACGGAGAGCAUGUUAAAAAGAAGAUCUGGUACUAUAGCACCAGGGCCCAGCUGGAGGAGCUCCUGGAGGGCCUGGAUAAGGAGUACUGGGAGAUGGACCUUUGUGCCACUCUGCAGGAAAUGAAGGAGGAGGUUGACACUCACAUGGCCAUCACCGAGGACCUCACCAAUAAAGCUCGUGGAAGCAAUAAAGCCUACCUCGCAACUGUCAAUGAGGUGGUCAUGGAACGAUUAAAGAGCAGACGGGAAGCACAAAAAGCUAAGGGCCAAGCAGACGAGGAAAAACUGCAAGCAGAAACCAGUUCUGGACAGACGGUGGAGGACUUGGCCACGUCCCAGCUUGGCAAUGGGGAGCACAAAGACACUGAUCCCAAGGAAGGACCUACCCCGCCUGCCUCAGCCAUCAUUCCGCCUGCUGACCAGGAGAGCUGCAUAUCUGAUUCCAAAUGCAGCUCAACCUCCCGGGACUCAGCAGAAAAUCCUCAUUCAAGUGACAAAGCCCAGGAGAGUGUGGAAUCCCCUCCGGUGGCGAAGCCAGACAAGAACCCAAAUGCUGACGUGAGCAGUGAGUCCUUGCUAACGCAAAUCCACGAUGAGCAUCCAGAAGAAGGCCAUCAGGUCCCUGACUGCGCCACUCCACGGAAACCAGAGCAGCCGGACAUGUCUGAGAGGUCGUCUCGCUCUUCUUUUACUAGCCAAGAUGGGACAGACGAGUAUAAUGAAAAUGUCAAGAAGAAUAGAGCAAGUGCAGCCACGCUGGACUUUCUUCACCAAACGCCCCGAGGCAGCAAGGAGUCGUCGCCGGUGCGCUCUGAUGGAGAAUCUUCAUCUCCCAUGUUUGCCAAAAACGACUCGGUGAACCUGAACAACUUGUUCAAACUGGGCCAGGAAGGUAAAUAUCGGGUCUACCACAACCAGUACAGCACCAACGUCCUGGCCCUCAACAAGCAUCAGCAUCGUGAGGACCAUGACAAGCGGCGCCACCUUUCCCAUAAGUUCAGCUUGACCACGGCGUCGGAGUUCAAGUGGAACGGUUCCAUCUACGGAUCCCGGAGCCUGACUGUCACCACCCUGCGGCUCACCAUCAUCCAGUUGGAGACCAGCGUCCCUCCGCCGUUCAUGCACCCGAACUGGGCAUCACACAGAACCAACUGGAACAAAGCCGUACAAAUGUGCAGCAAAGCAAGGGAGUUUGCUCUGGCAUUGGCCAUACUGGAAUGCGCCAUCAAGCCCGUUGUCAUGCUGCCCAUAUGGAAAGAUUCUCUGGGCCACACAAGGCUGCAUCGCAUGACCUCAAUGGAGCGUGAGGAGAAAGAGAAGGUGAAAAAACGGGAGAAAAAACUGGAGGAUGAGGAGACCCUGCAGCAGGCCACCUGGGUGAAGUACACCAUUCCCAUCAAACAUCAGGUGUGGAAGCAGAAGGGUGAGGAGUACAGAGUAACGGGCUAUGGUGGCUGGAGUUGGCUCAGUAAGACUCGUGUGCCUCGAUUUGUGCCCAAAUUACCAGGAAACACCAACGUAAACUACCGUAAAGAACUGGAAGCCAAAAUGAGAAAGGAGCAUGCGGCUGCUUGCACAAAUAAACAGAAAAAGGCAGAUGACAAGAUGGGGACGACUGCAAGUACAGCCAAGGACAAGCAGCAGGCAUCCAUUACUGCAUCUUCUCCAAACUCCUCCUCGGAGCAACAGCAGUCCCCCAAAGAGGAAGUGAAACCCACAGGGGAGGAGCAAGAAAAGGGCCGAGAGGUAGAAGAUAACAAAAUGGAGGUUGAGGCCUGUCUAAAUAAAGCUCCUUCAAAUGUUGAAAAAGAAGAAGUUGAAAACAAAACCCCGCCUUCGUGUGCGGUUCAGCCCGUUAAAGAGGAGCCCAUCCAGGAAAGCCAGCAACCGAAGGAGGAGGCCGCUGCACAGGAGCCUUCAUACGACGUUGUCAAUGUCAGCGAAGGGUUCCAGUUGCGGACGGCUUAUAAAGAGAAGGUCAAAGCCUCCAAACUGGAUGGACUCUUGGAGCGGCGGGUCAGACAGUUCACCUUGGAGGAAAAGCAAAGGCUGGAGCGAAUGAGACAGACGGCCCCCCCAUCAAGAACCAUGGGUGUGAGGAAGACUGAGGGAGCUGUGAGUCCGUGUGUGAAAGUUGAAGAAAAUGAGAACCAAGAUCCUGUCGUUAAAAAGCUGGACUUUGAGCAGGAAGACAACAAGCAGAAAUCAAACAUGGACGUCAAAUUGGCCUCCAUGGAAAUCAACCACAGCACGCAGAUAGAAUCCAGUCCCGUUCAGGAGAAUAGUGGAGGUGCUGCAGCACACAAAGAAGUGAACGGAGGCUCCGUCGGAGGGACUGGACUCAACAGUAAUCAGAAUUCUAAAUCAGAAGCAGUAGAAAGUGAGGAGAAAAGUGAGAAACAGGAGGUGGCUCCGGUGGCAGAGAACACAAAGAAACGUGGCUACGAGGAAAUGGAGCAAGGCGGUGCAAAGACGGACGAGGAGAACAUGGAGGUAGACCAAAGCAAGACCAAUGCAGAGCAAGUGAAUGGAGAAAGUGUCAUGGCUGCCCCUUCAGAUGCAGACCCAAGCAGUCAGAUCCAAGGUGAUAAAGAGCGUCUGAAAGAGCCUGUGAAGGCUCUAAUGAAUGGGAACGUCUCCCAGAACGAUGCCUCUUGUGACGGUCACCCACCUCCCUCAAAGGUCCCCAAAUUAGAGAAUCACGUGGCUGAGAAAGUAGAUCCUGAUAACGGUGUCAGCGAUAAUCGGGAUGCACUUGCAGUGCCUGCUAACAUUCAACCCUCAAAUCAAUCAAGUGCCUCCUCCGUUCCAGGCGGUGACAACGCCAGUCACACGGAUGAUCCAAAAACAUCCGUCACAGAGACUCCAACCCCCCAAACCGCUGUAGCAAGCAGCACCGUCUCCUCGACCGCCACCUCCAACACCAGGCCAAUCUCCUCCGCCUCUCAGAGGUCCAAACCUGUCAGUGCAGCCGUUCCUGGUCCGAAGCAGACCACCUCUGCUUCGGCCUCAAGCGGCUCCAUGACAAUAAGCAAAGAAUAUUCCACCAGCGACAGAGUAACUCUGCUCAAGUUCACCAAAUGUAAGAAGGCGCGGUCAGGCACAGCCUUGCCGUCCUAUCGCAAAUUUGUCACCAAGAGCAGCAAAAAGAGCAUCUUUGUCCUGCCAAACGACGACCUGAAGAGGCUGGCAAGGAGAGCGGGCAUCAGAGAGGUGCCCAUCUUCAGUUACAAUGCCAAGCCCGUCCUGGAUAUAUGGCCCUACCCUUCACCCCGGCCCACCUUUGGAAUCACGUGGAGGUACCGUCUCCAAACCGUCAGGUCUCUGGCAGGAGUUAGCCUGAUGCUCAGGCUCCUGUGGGCCUGUCUAAAGUGGGACGAGAUGGCCGUGAAGCCCUCUGGGGCUGUCGGGAUAACACGUAAAGAAACUACAGACACCGAUAUCACCACAACAGAGAUAAUUAAACGCAGAGACAUGGGCCCCCAUGGCAUCCGCUCGGAAUACUGUAUCAGGAAGAUCAUCUGUCCCCUUGGUAACAGAGAUACUCCCAAAGAAACCCCUACUCCACAGAGGAAAGGCCUGCGGUCCAGCGCCCUCAGGCCCAAGAAACAGGAGUCCACAAAGCCAACAGGGCCUAUUGCCGUGGAGACGUGGAUUCCUGAGGAAGACCUGGAGCUGUGGGAGAUCCGAGCCUUUGCUGAAAAAUUGGAGAGGGAGAAAUCACAAGGACUAGAUUCCUCCAAGACGAGCAGCACGCUGAAGACCUCAGAGGAUGUCAAAGCCCACUUGGAGAAUCAGCUUAAACAGGCUAGAUUGGCGUCCCAGCAGAAACGCUUUGAGCAGCAGAGACUGUGCACAACGCCUCCCCCACCCACCGCUACGACAACCGCCGCCACCACCACGUCCAGCACUCCCAGUUCCACGAGUGCGCCUGCGUCCACAGGCCAGAGGACGGGUCAGAUCACACCAGGAACCAAGAUGGUUUUGGCCUCCAAGCUGGCCUCUCCGGUCUCCCUGCAGCAAGACAAGAAUUACCAUCAGUCUUUUACAUCGUGGGUCAAGCAGGGUCAGACCAACAGCAACGCAGUCCAGCAGAAGUGCAUGAGCAUAUUCCCAUCCGGGCCUCCCGCCAACCUGAGGACAUACAGUACUCUUCAUCCUACCACCGGCAAUAUGAACAUCAGAGCGAACAGCUCGGCCUCAACUGCUCAGCAGCAGAUGCUGAAAGCAGGAAGCCACACACAACCUGGAACGCCGGUGAACCCGUCAUCGACCUCAGCUGGAGGCUCUGCCAUGGUCAGAAGUUCAGUGUUAGCUCAGCAAGGCCAUCCUCAGCCGGUCCAGAUGGGCCACGGUCAGGUUGGAUCAGCAGCCGUGUCUGCGUCCACACCUUUGCAGACAACUGAAGGUCAAAGAGCCGCGGGUUCCGUACCAUCGCCUUGCCCUGCAAGCACAGCGCCUGGACAGCGCCCUGGGGUUCCCCCUCAGGCCAACAGACCUCAGCAGGGCCAAGUCAAACUCACCAUGACACAACUCAUGCAGCUAACGCAGAGCGCUCAGGGAGGAAAUCCAGGUCUGACGGUGGUGAUCCAAGGUCAAGGCCAGACCCAGGGCCAGCUGCAGAUUGUUCCACAGGGUGUGACAGUCAUCCCCGGUCCGGGUCAGCAGCUAAUGCAGGCAGCAUUGCCCGAUGGGCAAGUCCAGCGCUUCCUCUUCACUCCCACGCCCCCAUCCUCGUCAACUUCUACGUCAGCGCCUACUCCAGCUGUUCCUGCAAAGCCCGCUGCAGUACCGGGCCCACAAACCCAGAUAUCAAGUCCUGCCCUCCCCAGAGCCCACGUCCAGACCACCCCUUCAGCCUUGGCGCAGACCCAAAUGGCCGCGCCCAUUCCUUCUUCAGCUCAACCUGCUUCACCUCAGCCUUCACAACCUGCUUCAGAUGCGGGUUCUACCCCAGCGUCUGUCCCCACGCAAACAAGCGAUCCAGCCUCUGUUCCCGCACCAGUACACGUUCCCGCACCAGCACCAGUACAAAGUCACACUUCAACCACUACCCAGUCAUCACAGUUGUCUCCCGUGUCGGCUCAGGCUUUGCCCCAGACCCAAGUUUCAUCCUCCUUAGCCGCCCCCAUCCCAGUGCAACCCGAAGGGGCAAAAGCCAUGCUUGCCUCGGCGCCAAAUGCUGGCCAAGCAAUGAUCCCAUCCAAGGUACCAGACCGAUUCCUCACGCACACUCCAACUGCAAUGUCUGUGGCUAUUUCUGGACACGUGGCACCCCAGGCCCAAACGCAGACUUUGGCCAGCCCGCCCUUGACGUCAGCCCCUGUCCAGGUACAUGUUACUGCCCCCGCCUCUGCUUUAGUCCCCCUCCCCGGCAACGCUGCUCUCCAGUUUGCUGCUAGCACUUCCCAAAUGCAUCUCUCGGCUUCCCUCCCCUCCCCCGUCCAAGUUGCUUCCUCCCCCCUCGCCCCCGUCUCUGCUCCCGUCAUCGCUGUGGUGUCCAAUCAAAUUGGCGUCCUCUCCCCGGCGAAAGCACUUACCCAAAUUCAAGCUGCGGCUCCUCGGCCUCUUCAUUCCGCCGCGGUCAAUGCUGUGGUCACGCCCGUCACUGCCACCUCGACCACGCCGUCGGUACCAGCUCUGAUAGAGCAGAGGGCAGUCCAUGCUGUUCAACAGGUAGCAGUUCCUAAUCCGCCUGCCCUGGAUACGGUUCCCGUCUCCACACCCGCGCCAGGCUCCACGCACUCAACCGUGCCCCCCCUGCCUCCAGCGUCGCUUCCCUUGCAGUCUCCAGUCCAGCACCCUGCGCUGGUGUCCAUGCAGCAGGUGCCGCAGAUGCCAGUGUCUGCUGUGCAGCUUCAUAUGAAGGCGUUACCCGUCCCUUCUGUGGUGACGACAGUGAGGCACGCCCAGCCGCCAGCACUCAGUCCGCUGCAGGCCCAGCCUCCAAACCAGAUCUGUGCACAGAUUCAGGUCCAGCCUUGCGGCCAAGUCCAACAACUGCAGCAUAUUCAGUCCCCACCCCGUCUCCAGACCCAAGCGCAGAUACGAGUUCACUUCCAGCCUCAAGCUCAACAAGCGUCCCAACCCCAAGUCCACCAGCUUCCUCAAAUUCAACCCCAAGUGCAAUUCACCUCCCAAAACCAGACCUUGCCCCAGGUUCAGGUCCAGCAUCAGUACCAGUCCAAGGUAGCGGGUACGCUUCAGACACAAGUGCAAACCCAACCACAGGCUCAGCAACAGCCUCAGGUUCAGACUCAGGCUCCAGCCCAGAUUCAGGUCCAGUUCCAACAGCAGAAUCCGCUUCACGCUCAAGUCCAGACUCAGUCGCCAAUUAAAAGUCCCAUACAGACCCAAACUCAAUUCAAAGUUCAGUCCCCGACCCAGGUUCAGGUACAGACUCAACCCCAAGUGCAAGCUCAGGUCCAGGUCCAGUUUCAGUCCCCAAACCGAGGUCAUGUCCAGGCUCAGCCUCAGCUUCAAGUGCAGCCUCCCAUCAGGCAUCAGCUCAUCACCGUCCCGGGGCUUCAACAGCCAGUCCAACUGUUGUCGGCCCUGCCGCCCCAUGUUGCGGCCCAGAUCCAGGCCCAGAUCCAAGCGCAGGCGCAGCAGCAAGGCGGGGCGGUUCCUCAGCAAAUCAAACUGCAGCUACCCAUCCAGAUCCAGCAGACGGGGAGUCAAAUUCAAACGCACCAAAUCCAGAACAUGGUGACCAUACAGGCGCCGACGAGCGUGCAGGACCAACUCCAAAGGAUGCAGCAGCAGCAGCAACCUUCACCACCAAAGAAGAAGAAACACCAAGAGACGAAGAGGGAGCAGAAAGAUCAGAAUCAGGUGACUGUGAGCCUCGGAGAUGCCGUUCAUAAACAGGUGGGAGCCAAGCCAAGUGUUCCAUCAGAACAGCUGAAACAGAGGAAGACUGUAGCUGCUGCGGAGCGGGAGGAGAACCAGAGGAUGAUUGUGUGUAACCAGGUGAUGAAGUACAUUCUGGAUAAAAUUGAGAAGGACGAGAAGCAGGCCGCCAAGAAGAGGAGGAAGGAGGAGGUGGUGGAGCAGAAGCGCUCCAAGCAGAAUGCCACCAGGCUCACGGCACUGCUCUACAAGCACAAAGAGCACCUGAAGGCCGAGAUCCUGAAGAAGAGGGCCCUGCUGGACAAGGACCUUCAGAUGCAAGUCCAGGAGGAGCUGAGGCGGGACAUCGCCAGGCUACAGAAGGAGAAAGAGAAAGCCCGAGCCGCCAUCGCCCAGGCUGCGGCAGCCACGGUCAAGGCGACGGCGCACUCUUCUCACUCUUCUCACCCCUCUCACCCUUCUCACCCCUCUCACUCCACACAUUCCUCCCACACUACCCACACGCCGCCACAUCCGCCCUCAUCCCAUAAACGCAAGCGAGAAGACGAGCGAGACAGAGACAGAAACCGGGACAAGGAGCGACAUCACGACAAGAAACGGGACAAGGACCGGGACAAAGACAGGGACAGAUACAAAGACCGGGAAAGAGAGCGAGAGCGAGACCGUGAUCGAGACAAGGACAGGAUGCGAGAGCAAGAGCACACCCGCCACCGGGACAGGGACAGGGACAGAGAAAGGGACAGAGACAAGGACCGAGAUCCCUUCUCAUCCAAACACAAAAAGAAGAAGAAGCUCUCCUCUACCUCAAAGGAUCACCAGAAGGACACCAAGUUGUACUGUAUCUGCAAGACGCCCUACGAUGAGUCCAAGUUUUACAUCGGGUGUGACCUGUGCUCCAACUGGUUCCACGGCGCCUGCGUGGGCAUCACCGAGAAGGAAGCUAAGAAGCUGGAGGACUUUGUGUGUAACGACUGUAAACGAGGCCAGGAGGGAGGAAGCAAGGAAGAACUCUACUGCAUCUGCCGGACACCCUAUGACGAAUCACAGUUCUACAUCGGCUGUGAUCGCUGCCAGAACUGGUACCACGGACGCUGCGUGGGCAUCCUGCAGAGCGAGGCCAACCACAUCGACGUCUACGUGUGCCCCCAGUGUCAGUCCACCGAGGACGCCAUGACGGUCCUCACGCCGCUGACGGACAAAGACUACGAGGGCUUGAAAAGAAUCCUCCGCUCCUUGCAGUCUCACAAAAUGGCUUGGCCUUUCCUUGAGCCCGUGGAUCCGCACGAUGCACCCGAUUACUAUCGCGUGAUCAAGGAGCCCAUGGACUUUUCCACCAUGGAAGGCCGCUUACAGAAGCGCCACUACCGCAAGCUCACUGAGUUUGUGGCCGACGUGACCAAAAUCUUCGACAACUGCCGCUACUACAACCCCAACGACACGCCCUUCUUUCAGUGUGCGGAGGUGCUGGAAGGCUUCUUUGUCCAGAAGCUGAAAUGUUUCAAAGCGGGCAGAUUGUCAGAUUCUUAAACGGGCCAGUCUAGCCGGAGUCUGGACUGGACGCUUGGUUCUCUAAUGCUAAGAAUGGCAAGAAUGUCCAGUAAUCCCAGUAACGUGGUAGCCAUGUUGCCCAUAGUUCUUGGUCAGUGAUGAGGAUACUUCCACAUCAAGAGUAUCGCUCCAAACAACAAGUUGUUUUAAAAGCAUUUUACCCAGGCGUUGGUAUUUAUUUCCUUCAUCUUGUGUCCAUCUUUGGAGGAUGGGAUGAGUCGGGGUCCACCGUGCUAGUUCAAGUAGACAAAGCUGCAUAUUUUAUUACACAGAUAUUUAUCAUUUGGCUCCACCUCCUUUAGUGUACAUACUUUUAUCGUGUACAGUGGUUGUAAUAUAGAAUGUUGGAGGCUUUUUAACAAAUCAUCUUUAUACGAGAGUCGGUGUACGGCCCUUGCAUGCGCAUUCUAGUCCCCUCUUGCACAGAAACAAAAUGGAAAGCUGUUUGCAAUCAAGAAAAAAAGGCAUUCCUAGUACUGGCAUCCAACAUGGCGGCGGGGUCAUCUCUCAGUGCAUCCGUGUCUAUGUGAUGGUUGUCUACAUGUCGCAGAACAGCAUGCGAAGGCCACUUAACCUGCCCCUCUCUCCACACUGUAGGUCUCAUAGCAACAAGCUACAGGCGUCUUCUGCAGCCUCUUAGAAAGAUAAACAAAAUGCACUUGCCCUCAUAUUUGGCUUUUUUCUCACCUGCGACUCUUGUGACCAACUACGCCACGCCCCGACUUUGGGGUGUGCUCCUUUAACUGUGCAACCCAGCACUGCUGCUUCACAGAGUCCACCAGGCUGACCAGUUCAGCUCCAAGGGACCUUUUUUCUACCCGUCUUCUUCUAGCAUCGGCUCAGUCAUUUCAGAAGACACUUUACCUCGGAGGAAAGACUCAAGGAGCGCUCACCUUUCCAUGUACUUUUUUUUUUUUUUAUUCUUCACUCUUGUUAAAAGUCCCGCCGGCCAUCUGAGGGGUCGCCGCCUUCAACGAGAGAAGUACAGAGCGAACUAUCAUGGCUGAGUUUUACUGAGCAUCUUGGAAAUGUCUGUACAUUCGCAGUGGAACAUCCUUGUUUUUUUUUUUUACUCCUUCAGUGUUCAUUCUGAAGUGGCAUGACACAAGAAGACGCUUGUACAACAACAACAACAGCAGCAGCAGCUGGUUGGGCUGUGGAAGUGGCUCGACGGUAGCGACUGACUUGAGUGACCAAUCUGUAUUUGAAGGUUCCUGCUCUGUUUGUAUAAAAAGUCUGUUUUGGACUUGAGUUUUUUUGUAUUACAGUUGAAGAAUUAUGGAUGUAUAUGGAAUUAAUAAAAUGCCGAAGUCUUGAACGGU
This is a messenger RNA of Doryrhamphus excisus (bluestripe pipefish), 11321 nucleotides long. It is a transcript of the gene bptf, whose product is annotated as bromodomain PHD finger transcription factor. The record is from RefSeq and is a predicted model, not a curated record. Lineage: Eukaryota; Metazoa; Chordata; Actinopteri; Syngnathiformes; Syngnathidae. Gene Ontology annotation, biological process: regulation of transcription by RNA polymerase II. Gene Ontology annotation, molecular function: RNA polymerase II cis-regulatory region sequence-specific DNA binding. Gene Ontology annotation, cellular component: NURF complex.